Messenger RNA from Mercenaria mercenaria, 5665 nucleotides. RefSeq lists its product as uncharacterized. The record is from RefSeq and is a predicted model, not a curated record. NCBI's taxonomy places the organism in Eukaryota, Metazoa, Mollusca, Bivalvia, Venerida, Veneridae. Bases 1300 to 3336 code for a protein of 678 amino acids. The transcript has 3 exons. Gene Ontology annotation, cellular component: extracellular matrix.
GUGCAUAUAGUGCAAGGAGCUAUUUUCAAGAGUGUUAAAUACUGAAUGUUUCUUUCUAACUGUUUUCCUGUUGCAAAACAGAAAAGGACUGGGACUGUAAACGAAAUAAUUUAUUUAUGUUACUAAAAAUGUGCAUUCUUUUUUUGACACAAAAAACCGCGUAAAAUGCUUAUGGUAUUGGUAUGUUAUAGAGCUGAAUAAUUCAACAUUUAUUAAUUUGUCGGACAAUUUAAGCGUAUGUGCUUCAUAUUACGUAAAUACUUUUCCUACGUGUACGCUUAAUUUAAACGUUUCACCCUAGACGGAUAUAAAUUGAAAUAUUUUAAUUGCUUUUAUUUCCCCCCUUUUUUUUUAAUUUACCUCCAUAUUUAGAAUUACAUCCUUUACCCGACUGAAAUUCAAUAUGUGCAAAAUUUAACAAUUUCAGUAAAGGAUGGGUGCGUUUGAAAUUUGAAAUAUUCACUCCGUCGCUUAAUGUACCCAACGACAAACGUCAUUUGAAGUGUAUUUUCAUUUACUACUGUGAAUUAAGACACCGUGUACUGGUAGUUAAUUGAGAUUUUCGCAGUAAAAUUAAUUAAUUUUGAAUUAUUAGAUGUCGUGUGCUGAUAUCUAACUUAUGUGUCAGCGGAAGGAUAUAUAGUGAUUGAUAUAAGUGCUGACCAUGAAACAAACCACUGGACUAAUAGUUCAUUAUUAUUGAUUAUAUUUAGAAUUUCUGUUGAAACGCGCGUUCUUCUAUCGUAAAAGGAAUAGUGUACAAAAUAAUAAACGAACAGAUACUUAAUCAUUUAAAGAAUAUUGAAUGAUCCCCACAAAAAGGUCAACGAUUCAAAACCUAAUACAAAUAAACUCGGCUCAGUUUUAAAACAUUAAGAGAGGAUAAACAACUAUUCAUCACGACCGCUUCAACAAAUUCAAGAAAAACAAAGAAUUUUUACAGUAGAGAGCUGUUUUGAGUAACAAUUCGCAGUCAGAAGAAACGUAACGUUAUAUAUAGUUGGAUUAUCUCGUGAACCCCGUGCAUAAACAUGACAGGGACCUUCGGCUUCCGUGUAGUUUCUGGGUGUGGAAGUGGAUAUAUUUAUAUAUCAGCAUAUUCUAAUUGUUGACUGGAUAUAUAAUGAUAUGCAACCAGAAUCUGUAUAACAUGCAUAAAGUGUUAGUGCAUAGGAAUAAAUGGAUAUAUACGUAGCAGAAAAUCGAUUGUGUACAUCUUGUACGAUAUAGACCCUCUGCUCUGAAUAUUGCUAUUAUUUGUAUCUAUGUUGAUAGCUGAAAGAAUUCUUAUAUUUCAAAAUGUUGACCUCUUCGAGUUUUGAACCAAGAAUAGAGAAUGCUCCAUGUCCGCCAUUUUUUGUGGAAAAUAUUUACGACAUUUUUAUCAGUUCCGCAGCAAAUAACAACCUUACUGCAAAUGUCACCACAGAGGUAUGGAACAAAUGUUCGUUACAGUAUCCGUACCCUACCACAACAACAGCAAAGCCUACCACAACUUCAACAACAACGCCUACGACAAUUACUACAACCGAAAAGGUAACAACUUCUACCACAAAACAGACGACAACCUCUACAACCGAACAGUCAACAACGUCUGCUACAAAGCCCACGACAACCUCCACGACUCGGCAGACAACUACCACAAAGCCUACGACAACUUCUACACCUAAGCAGACGACAAUUUCUACCACAAAGCUUACGACAACUUCUACACCUAAGCAGACGACAAUUUCUACAACAAAGCCUACGACAACUUCUACACCUAAGCAGACGACAACCUCUACAACCGAACAGUCAACAACGUCUACUACAAAGCCUACGACAACCUCCACGACUGAGCAGGCAACUACAACAAAACCUACGACAGCUUCUACACCUAAGCAGACGACAAUUUCUACCACAAAGCUUACGACAACUUCUACAACUAAGCAGACGACAAUUUCUACCACAAAGCCCACGAAAACAUUUACCACAAAGCCUAUGACAAAAUCCACAACUGAGCAGACGACAACUUUCACAACGAAACAGACAUCUACUCUGUCCACAGAAACAGCAAGAUCUACUACAGAACAGACAACAGUCCUUACUACAGAACUUAUUAGAUCAACACAAACAGCGACAGAAUGCGACAAUUAUUGCCUUGCUCUUACGACCUCGUUUUCUGUCUGCGUAUUCUUAGGACUUUUUGCUAUGGUAUGCUUCUGUGCUAACCGCCGGAAAAGGAGGCAUAAACUUAAGCACAGUCUUUUAAACAAAAGAAAUUGGAAGGGCACGAACGACAAAUAUAUCCAGAAAUUUCCAAAAAUAAGUAGACAAGCAGAUUUGACAAUGCCCCCUCUUGCCUUCGUAAACCCUACCUUUGUAAGUCAUAAUGGAUAUAAACCCGACCCCAACAAUGUUAAUACACCAGGAUAUCAUUAUCACAAUGCAUACAGUCCAAGAAACCAAAGAGAAAAUGAUCCACUUCCGAAUGCUAACGAUUCUCACUACGAGGUAAUUGUGAAUCCAAGACGCCUCUGGAGUCCUGAAGAAGAAUGGAAAACUCCAUUGCCAAAAAUGAACGGUUUUGUGCAUUCUCACAGAACACCUAUUACAAAGCGUGCUCGACAUACAUCUAUCGGAAGCCAUAUUCCAAAAGUUAUCCCGGAUUAUGAAGAAAUUUAUCCUUUUGGUAUUUCAUCCUAUGACACCAGUUCUAAACGAAAUGGUCUUCCAAAAAUAAAUAUCAAACCUUCAGAGAAUAACUGUGACAUGAAUAGUGAUACAAGACCACAACUACCGAGGAUUCCAUUUUCGGAACAGGAAAAUACUAGUAUUGAAGAGGAUUAUUCAAGUAUAGAAAGUUUCGUAUUUCAAAAGGCGCCGUUAGAGGAAAUUCCGGAUAUAAAUAAAAGAGAUGACAGUCAUGUAGUACAAGGUUUACCAAGAAUACCUAUUGAUGUAAUGGAAAAUAGAUGGGACUCUAACCUUAAACCUGCAAGGCCAGGCUUGCCUAGAACGGGAUUAGAGGAAACACAGAGUGGAGGUAGUUCAUUAUACAAUUAUAAUCAAAAGCACGGUCUACCUAGAACGCCAUUUGAAGAGCCACAAAAGAGAGAUGGAAAACACGCUUUUACAAAACAACAUGGCCUUCCAAGAUUACCUCUAGACAAGAUUAGCGAUAGUGUUGUUGAGUCUCGCGAAUUUAGGUCAGAUACAUUCUCUUUAUACCAAGGUAACAGAGACCAGAAAGUACUUUCUGUAUAUAACAGUGUCAUUGAUGCCGACGGGGGCUCACGAGAAAGCAAUAUUUCGUUUCCGUCAAAUAAGACACCGUUUUAUGUCACAAAACUUUAAACAAAGACCGUUUAAAGACUGUCAGUACGUAAUGAUAUUGUUGCAGUAAUUAUGUGCAAUUUUACAAUGUUGUUCUAUUUAUUAAUCAAUAUAUUCAGUAUAAUUAGUACAAAGAUAAAUGGAGAAGAGGUACAAUGACCCUUAUCUAUGUAAGCAUCUAAGAAAGUAUAUGACAGUUGAUUAUUUUGAAAAAAGCUCCAUGAGAUGGCAAAAUGUAAAAAUAAAUACAGGACCUCAUAUCUUCGAUAAAUACCUACGGGAGAAAAUAUAACUAAGGGAGUUAUGUAUUUUUAAAAUAAAACAAUAAAGAAGAGAGCAAUUAUUAUAUAGGGGAUCUCACGUAUGGUAAAGUCAACUGUUCUGAAUGUAAUUAUAUCCUUUAAUGCAAACUAUCUCUAUAUAUUCAAUGUAUCAUCGAGAUCCAGUUAACUUUCAGAGACAGAAAAUAUCGCUUCUCUUGUCCCAAUCAGUUAAAAAGACUUAAAUGUCACAAUUGAUUUGUGAGACAUGAAAACAGAGAUUUGAGUAUAUAUAUGCAAAUGUUGAACCAGUUCGAAUGUGUAGUACAAUUCGGGCUCGUAUAUAAAGCAGCAUCGAAACUAAUCUUAUGGGGUUAGUGGACUUUCUCUGGCAUGUGCGUGUUCGUUUUGUACUAUUAGGCGCUUUGCCGUAAUUGGUCUGGUAUAUUGUGGUGGUGAUCUAUCCAAAAUACUGUCUGGUCGAGGUAGCUAAGUUUGUGAAAUUUCCGAAUUUCUAUAUACCCCACCUUUACUUAUUCGGCCCGCCGUAUGUUACAACUUAGAAGGAAUAAUCAAUCUUUCAGAAUUUUUCUCCUGGUACACUUGCCUGUUCCAUUCACUGUUCAUCCGCCGUUUAUCAUCAUGUACCAGAAUUGUUUUUGUUUUGUUAGAUUUUGAAAAAAGCCUUUUGGAUACUUGAACCGUCGACAACGCGCAAGAACCAAUCUGUAUGUAUUUCAUCUACAAAAGAAUUCUAAACUUCGAGCUGGGUUCACACUCAUAGCGUCGAGAAUGAAAACUGAAGUUUGGUCAUAUUAUGAUUUCUAAACUAUUUAAAAAAUGCUAAAUUGAACCCGGGUUGCUUCGACAAUAAAAGCAUUCGUACCACCUUCAGCAAUACGCUUCGGUGGAAUGAGUCGCGCCAUGAGAAAACUAACAUAGUGCGUUUGUGACCAGCAUGGAUCCACACCAGCCUGCGCAUCCGCGCAGUCUGGUAAGGAUCCAUGCUGUUCGCUAACGGUUUCUCUAAUUGCAAUAUACUUUGAAAGCGAACAGCAUGAAUCCUGACCAGACUGCGCGGAUAUGCAGGCUGGCCAGGAUCCAUGCUGGUCGCAAACGCGCUAUGUUGGUUUUCUCAUGGCGCGGCUCAAAUAAUACUUAACGAUCGUUUAUAUAAAGCUUUUUAAUUAUGGUCUCCGGUCCACAAAUAAGCAAGUUCUAUAUAACAGUGCUAUUAAAAUAUAUCAAGUAUUGAUGCGUGGUAAGCCUGUAUAACUUUAAGUGAACUGUCUACUGAAGACGAUAAUAUAAAUUACAUGACAAAAUAUUUAUAGAAUGAUCGUGUUAGAAUAUUUCUUUACUUCAACAGAAAUCCAUUUAUUACAGUGUAAGAUUUAUCAUUUUACAGUCAAAAACAUGACUGUAGUGAAUCGUGCAUAUUAUUAUGGUCAUUUUAUUUACUAAUUCUUGUUCAGUAGACACAACUCUAUCAAUGAUACCAAAAAAUCAUCGGAUCACAAGACAUCGAAAUUUAACUAUUUGUGGAUCGGAUAGCUUUUAAGUUAGUUUACCCUUAGUCACCCUUUGACAAACACUUUUUAAUUUUGAAUGUAAAAAUUGGUAAUAAGAAAAAAUGUGUAUGUGUUUCCAUAACAUGUAAUCAGUCAGUUAUUAAAACCUAAAGCCUUCUUAAUAGAUAUAGCAAUACUUUUCUGAUAUUUUAAAAUAUUCUUUUUUCUUUGUAGUCGUACGCCCUGGAGGUCAGUCCCCCUUAAGAAAGAAUGUUAACAUAAAGUUAGAAAGAUAUGUAUUUGUAUUACAUUAAAUAUUUUAUCACUUGAUGCAUGUUAAAUAUCUUUAGUAUUUCUUUGAAGCCGAUACAUUCGCUUCUUUUCCGACUAUUUUUAAAUUGUUGAAAAAUAUUGUGCAGUUUUAUACAGUCUUAAAUAAGUAGGAGAACUAAGUGUUAUGUACAUGUAAUAUUUUUUAUAGUUUGUAACACAAUAUUUGCUAUGAAAUAAUACUAUGACUGCAUGCAUACAUAAUUUAUUCUCAAGGUUGUGACUAGAAAUAUGUGCAUUACUACACUG